AUGUGCCGACUUUCUGUGGAAGCCUUUAAAAAACUGCACGACAUUGUCGGACCCAGACUUGUAAAGAGAAGUCGCAGGCGUCCAUUGUCGUCCGAAUUAAGAUUGUCGAUAACGCUGAAUUUCUUAGCUCAUGGUGACAGCAAAAGGACACUGGCAAAUUUCUUUCGUAUAGGCCUUAGUACCACAUACGAAAUUGUCUCUGAAGUUUGCCCAUUGAUUUGGGAUCUACUCUCGCCAAUAUAUAUACGCUGGAAUACACCGGAGGAAUGGAAAGCUGUCGCAGAAGGGUUUCGUGUAAGGUGCAAUAUCCCUAAUUGCUUAGGCGCCAUUGAUGGCAAAGAAAUAAGGAUCAGAGCUCCUCCGCAUUCGGGAAGUUGGUUUUACAACUACAAAAAAUUCUACAGUUUUAAGCUCUUAGCCAUAUGCGAUGCGUAUUAUCGCUUUACUUGGGUGGAUAUCGGAGAGUAUGGCAGUCUUAGCGACUUAUGUGCCUUUCGACACACUAACUUAUUUCAAGCCCUUGAGCUGCAACAAGCUGGUAUUCCUGACAGAAACAGGUUGCCGAGGACGAAUCUUCAAGUUCCAUAUUUUUUCAUAGGUGACGAAAUUUUUCCCCAAGCAACAUACUUGAUAAAACCUUUUGCUAGGCAAUACGUCCCUACAGAUAGGCAGAGAACCUUUAAUUACAGAUUGUCCCGAGGUAGGAAUGUUAUUGAAGACGGUUUCGGAAAGCUUGGUGUUACUUUCCAAGUAAUAAAUCAUCGAUUAGAUUGUGACUUGAAAACCGCAGAAGAUAUUGUGAAAGCUACUUUAUGCCUUCACAAUUUUAUUAUCGAUGAAAAAGUUAACGGAAGACCCACCAUCCGCCGACAAUUUGUGCGACAAAUGCGUAAUUUGCCUUCUUUCGACGAAAUAUUGCCUGCAGACGAAAUUGAUGUACACGAAAUAAUGACAGCGUAUUUUAAUUCAAGGGAAGGACAAAUUAUUUAA
Leptopilina boulardi is the source of this 990-nucleotide messenger RNA. Its product is annotated as putative nuclease HARBI1. The transcript has 4 exons. Lineage: Eukaryota; Metazoa; Arthropoda; Insecta; Hymenoptera; Figitidae. The record is from RefSeq and is a predicted model, not a curated record. The coding region runs from base 1 to 990 and encodes 329 amino acids.